Brassica oleracea var. oleracea is the source of this 1425-nucleotide messenger RNA. RefSeq names its product tRNA (guanine-N(7)-)-methyltransferase non-catalytic subunit wdr4. Gene Ontology annotation, biological process: RNA (guanine-N7)-methylation. Gene Ontology annotation, molecular function: protein binding; tRNA (guanine(46)-N7)-methyltransferase activity. The coding region runs from base 18 to 1292 and encodes 424 amino acids. Gene Ontology annotation, cellular component: tRNA methyltransferase complex; cytosol; nucleus. The transcript is spliced from 10 exons. NCBI's taxonomy places the organism in Eukaryota, Viridiplantae, Streptophyta, Magnoliopsida, Brassicales, Brassicaceae. The record is from RefSeq and is a predicted model, not a curated record.
CUUCAGUUUGUGGAACAAUGGAAGAAUCUCAUAUAGAAGAAGAAGGAGAAAGGCAGACCAAACACGAGGUCGCUCCUGCAUUGAUAUCCGUUCAUCCAUUUCAGAAGUCUGUCGCUGUCACUGUCGGGUCGGCUCUUCGUGUAUUCGAUCUUAUAGAGGGCCGUCCAGUUAGUUUGGUGGAUGAAUCUGAUGAACCUUCUCACAAGGAUUCCAUUAGAGCUAUUCGAUAUGGUUCAAGUGGGAAGAUUUUUGCAUCUGCAGGCGAUGACAAGCUCGUUAAGAUUUGGUCUGCUGAUUCUUGGCAGUGUCUUAACACCAUAUCUUCUGAAAAGAGAGUUACCGCGGUUGCCAUAAGCAGCGACGAUUCAUAUGUUUGCUAUGCGGACAAGUUUGGUGUUGUGUGGGUGGUAAACCUGGAUGGGAUCAAUGAGGGUAAAGUUUUACCUAGCAAAAAGGGUGUGCAGCUGCUUUGCCAUUAUUGUAGCAUUAUUACAAGCUUGGAGUUUUCCCCAGAUGGUCGAUAUAUUCUUAGUGCAGAUCGAGACUUUAAGAUCAGGGUGACUGUUUUUCCUAAGAAGCCUCUACAAGGGGCUCAUGAAAUACAGAGCUUUUGUCUUGGACAUACAGAGUUCGUCACCUGCAUAACCUUUGUUCAGAAUUCAGAGCUUACUCAAGGAUACCUCAUGUCUGGAAGUGGAGAUUCCAGUGUUCGACUGUGGGAUAUUACAUCUGGGUCUCUUCUGGACACAUGUGACGUUAGUCCAACGGUAAAACAUUUAGAGUCUAAUGAAAGUGAGCCAACGCAAGUCACAGUUACCGAUAUGUGCGCACUCCCAAAUUCUUCUCUUGCAGCAGUGUCUAUUCAAAGUUUUCAAGGAAUAGUAUUGCUACACUGUGAUUUAUCAGCCCAUACUCUCUCCAUUACAAAGGUGAUUAAAAUCCCUGGAGAUAGUUUCAUCCCCACAAGUAUCUCCUUUAGCACAUCAACAAGGUUACUAUGGAUGGUAUCAGGAGCCUCGAAUGGUUCAAACCAUCCUGGUUAUACAAGGGUUCGUCUCAUCUCGCGCAUUGAAGCUGAACCAUCUUCAGUCCUUGAAGACGAGCAGGUUCCUGGAGGGACAACACUGUUGGAGCAUUUGCAAGGUAAAGUUUCGAUAGAAGAGAGUGUGAUGAGUGCUGCAGCAGAAGCUGUGAGGGCAGCAAUGUGCAGCCUUAUGGUGAAGAAGCAAUACUCUGAAGAGAAUAGAGAGUUCAGGAAAAACAACAGAAAUGAUAAGAAACCCACACAGUGAUUGCAAUUUGCUGAACUUUUUUUCUGGCUUAUGAUUAAUGUUUUGUUUUGUGAUUUUUUCAUCAUUGUAACUCUUUUGUUUGUUGGCGCAACGAUAUUCAAUCGAAAAUGCAAAUUAAAACGUUGUUCUCACA